AUGAUGGAAGAUGAUGAUGAUACAAAACUCAAGAAAGAAAUAGAAGCUGAAUUGGAUAAAAUCAGCAUUACUUCCCUGGAAAAAGAGGAUGUUGAUAGUGACUCAAAAUCAGAAACUCUGACUGAUGAUAGUGAUACGAAUUUGGAUGAAUUACCUGAGUCUGUUCUUCACUGUAUUAACAUCAUAAAGAACAAGACUAAAACUGUUGAAGAGCUUAUACUUCAGGACUUGGAAGAUACUGAUGUUUUAAGUAACAGUUAUGGAGCAGUGUCUAAUAAUCAUAUGCAUUUAAGGAUAGAAUUAUCAACUGAAUGUAAAGAAAAUCCAGAGCAGUUAAUGAAGAUAUUAUCUGAAAUAGAAAAGGAAGAAUUUCUGAGAAGUAAAACCCGCUGUGGCAGUCCCUAUUCUGUUCCUGAGCCUGGUCCUCUUUAUUUGCCUAGGGAUGAACAUGCUUUACCAGAUGAUGCUGAUAUAAAUUUUGGAUACUGUGAAGUGGAAGAAAGAUGUAGGAAGUCCUUUGAGGCUUGGCAAGACAAACAGAAAGAACUAGAAGACCAAGAGAAAGAAACUCUCAAAGCUCAGAGGGAUAGAGAAGAAAAACAAUUUCAAGAAGAAGAAGAAAAGAGACAUUCCUGGAUAAAACAAUUUGAAAUUGAAAAGAAGAAAUUGGAAAAUAUUCAGAAGCAAGAACAGGACAAGAUGAAUGAUGAACUCCAUAAAGAAGAGAAAAUGUGGAAAGAGAAGUUUAAACAGCAUGAGGAGUUUAUUAGAAACUUGCAUUUACAAAUGGAAGAAGAAAGAACCAGAUUUAAAGACCUACAGGAACAAGAAAAGAUGCGUUUGUUAAAACUGCAGCAUAAUGCAGCUGUAAAAAUUCAAGCUAAAUAUAAAGCACUUGUGGCCUACCGAAAGUAUGGCCCAAUCAUAAAAGAACAAAUAGAAAGUAAAAAAAGGAAAGCACAAGAGUGGAAAGAAAAAGAAGCAAAAAUACGACAUAUAGAAGAAGAAAAACGAAAAAGAUUAGAAGAAAAGCAAAGGAUAGAAGAAGAGAUUAAACAGCAAAAGCAAGAGGAAAGGAAAAGGAGAGAAAAAGAAUAUGAAGAAAAAAAGAACAUCCUGAGAAAAGAAAAAGAGCAACUACUAAUCAAAGAAAAAUUAAGAGAAGAUGCAAGCAAACAGCUAAUAAUAAGUAGAACAUCAAAGAACAGGGAAUAUACUGCUAAACAUUUAGCUGUUGAAGGUACGUCGAAGAAUAAGGAUGAUAUAGCCAAAAAGCUAGGGGAUAAAACUUCAAAGAUGUGGGAAGAUGUUCCCCUUUGGCUAUUUGAAGAAUUGAAUAAGAAAGAAAAUGUAAGUGGAUGUCUUACAUUGAAAGAAUCAAUACAAGUGCAAUUAAAAGAAUCUGCUUCAAGCCAAGACAUUUUGGCAGCAUUUAAAAUGGAAGGAAAAAUUGAACACCUAGCAAGACAACGAUGUUCAGAAAAAGUGGUCAAGCAAGCAAGAAAAUAUGAAAAUAUAGACAAGACUAAACUGGGAAACCCAGAUCUAAAAGAGAAUGGGAAAGAACAGUUUCAGCUGCAAGAAUUAAAGUCUCUAAUACAAAAAGAGGAAAAUGUGAAGCCUGCCUUCAAUGAGAAUAUGACACAAGAAACCCAAGCAAUAAUAUUAGGACAUAAUCAAGAAACUAAUGAGGUGAAAACCAAUGAAGCACAGAAAAUAAUCAAAGAUAGUCAUCAGAAUAAGAUACAAAAAGUAGAGAGAGAAGAGAUAUCCGAACAGAAUGGAACAUUGUGUGAAGAGAGUGAUAUUUCAGUGAUUUCAAUGAAACAGAAACUACUAACACUAAAAUCAGAAAAUUCUGAAGAUACAGGGGAAAAUGUACUACUACAAGACAACAGAAUUGAUUUAAAAUCCAAAGAAACUGAGGAGAAUCCAAAAGGCAAUAGUGAUAUAAUUUUUAACAGCAGUGAUGCCAUGAUAAAUGCAGAAGACAAAAUAAACACACAAGAUUUUACUUCAGAUGGAAAUGCUCGUCGUGAAGACUUAAGUGGCUGUAAUGCAAAAAACUCCUCAGUUUUUAAAGAAGUAAACUCUCUUAAGUCUCAGAUUACAGAAAUUCCAGAAGAAUGUCAUGGAAAUGGAGCUGAAUGUGACAGUGCUGUGGCCGGCUCUUUACCAGAGCUAUCACUUGUGUCUUCUAUCGAAGAGAAGAGGCUAGCUUGGAUAAAAUCAUUUAAACCUUGGUUUGAAAUUUUUAAUCAAAAUCAUCAAAAGAAAGUUGUUAAGAGAAAGAGACCUGUAAAAUGCCCAGCGAACACGAUGCCCCCUUUGAACACAGUAGAAAUUCUUCAGGGUGGCCCUUGGGAUUCUUUACAGCAGGUUACAACAGUUACAUUUCAAGAUUUGCCAGGUUGCAGUCUCUCCACACUGGCAGAGUGUACAAACCUUCAGUUUCUGUCUCUUCGGCGCUGUGGAUUAAUGUCUUUGCACAGCCUGAGUAACUGCAAAAAACUGAAGCACAUUGAUGUACAGGAAAACCAUAUUGAGACCAUCAAUUGUGAAAAUUUGGAAAAUCUCUGUGUUGUUCUUCUUAAUAAAAAUCAACUGACUUCUUUUCAUGGUUUGGAUGGCUGCACUAAUAUCCAAAAUCUUGAACUUUCACAUAAUAAAAUCACACGAAUUGGUGGUUUAGAAUCUUUGAAAAAUCUUCAGCAACUAGUUGUGGACCACAAUCAGUUAAUUAGUACAAAAGGUCUUUGUGAUGCUCCUACUAUCAUAUACUUGGAUUGCUCUCAUAAUCAUCUUACUGAAGUUGAGGGUAUUGAAAACUGUGGGUUGCUCCAAAUACUGAAGUUACAGGGGAAUUAUCUAAGUGAGCCUCCAUCCUUAGAGAAUCAUAUUCUACUAAGGGAAUUGUACUUGGAUGAUAACAGCAUUUCAGCUGUGGAUGCAUUUUCUUCAUAUUGGCUGCCAUUACUACAAAACCUGACUCUCUCUCAAAACAGCUUGACAAAAAUCAUACCACUUUUUCAUUUUGUUUCUUUGGAAAAACUGGAUGUCAGCAACAAUUGUCUUUCUGAUCUUAAAAGUACCGAAAGAUGUUUUGAUGCAUGCUAUUCUCUCCGUGAAUUGUCUCUCACUGGAAAUCCACUUCUUCAAGAAUUAAACUGGAGGAAUUCUCUGCUGAAAAUAUUACCGGCUCUAAGAAUCCUCAACGGUGAAAUGCUAAGCUCUUCCUCAGAAAGCCAUACUGAAGAACAUUAUCAACCAGGGUUAGGUCACUUCCUGACAUUUUGUCAGUCCCAGAUUCGAGAAUUCAACUUACUAACUGAAAACUGUAUUAUUGGGAAAGGAAAUAUAUUCACCUUGGAUGCUGCAGAAAAUCUCUGUCAUUAUUUCAAGAAAUUGAUGAUACUUAGCAAUGAAUACCGAUGUGUACAUGAACGUGGGGAUAUAAGUAUCACCCAGAGAGACGAAUCAGAAGUCCAGCAAAAUCAUUUGUCAUGUACAAACAGGGACAGUGCGCUGCAAAAUAGAGUUCUUUACUCUUGUGCAAAUGAACAUAAACCAGACUCACCAGAUAUUUCUGAGGAAUGGGUGGACUCUGGCUCUAGUCAUUCCCUAUCAAUCAACUCCUCCUUAUGUGAAAGUAUGGAAGGCAAAAAUCAGGAAAAAAUAGUAGAACAGAAGAGAGAGGACAGCAAAGCAAGCUACACCCUCACCGAAAGAAUCCCAUUCAUGGAAACAGUAAUGACAAAAUCUCUGCUGAAGAAUCAUCAAAAUAUUGAACAUCAUGAAAGAAUUAUGGCAGCUGUGGUAAUCCAGGCACACUGGCGUGGUCACAUCAUGCGCAGACAGAUUCAUUUCUCUACCAGGCUACAUACUCUUGCAGUAAGACCCCCGACAUCCCGGCCAAAUUCCUGCAUCAAUAAUAAAACUAUUUUAAAGAAAGAAAAAAAAGAAAAUAUCCAAGAACAGAGGGAGAAGGCUGCUAUUCUUAUUCAGGCAGUUUGGAAGGGCUUUAUUUUACGGAAAAAACUCACAGCAGCUCUAGAAGCUAUUAACAAUGAAGAAUCUGAAGACGAAUACGAGGAAAUAGAUUUAGAGGAGUUUACAUUUAAUGAAGCUGCCUUAGAGAAAGAAUGGUUAGCUUUAGAUCCCGCCCACUUCCCUUCACAAACACUCCUCCCAACCCAGCUGCACCGGCCAAAGUUCUCUGGAACCUUAAAAUACGAUGAUAUUUCACUUAACUUACCAAGUCAUCCAGCUCAAGCAUGGCUAUGUAAUGAGAAAGAAAAUGUAUUUUCAUCGGAACACACACAAUGUAAUAGCAGAUCAGAAGAUAGAGCUUUAUUCUGGACACCUGAAUCAAAGACCAACAGAAAGAGUUUGCUAAAAUCUGAAAAAGAAGAAAAAAUUUCAGAGGAAUGGGGGUUUAAGGAUAUUUCUACUGCUCAGCAAAUGCUGAAGAGAGCACAGAAAAUGAAAUCAAAGAAAUUAAGGAAAAAAUUAGAUCCCACUGUAUGCUUGGCAUUAUUUAAAAACAGUGAAAAUAAAGUUUUCGUUACAAAAUCACCAAAGAAGGUACAGCCCAGAAGAGAGGGUUACUUUGAAGUGACCCCCUGGAACCUUGAUCUUGGCCUGGAUUUAAAAACUUCUACAGAUAGCCUUGCCUCCAGGGUAGGUAAGGAAGAAGAAUUUACCUACAAGGAUACCAGUGCAAAUGAAAAAUUAGAAAGGAGUAAAGAAUAUACAUGUCAAUGGCUUCACACACAGGUUGGGGUUCAUGAAACUAGUUCCAGAAAUAUGAAAUGCAAUCACUUCUUGCCUGAGUUAGAUCCAGAUGUGCUUAAUGGUGGAAGAGUUCAGCUUGUGAAAGAAGAUGGCGUUAAUAGAAGGAAAAUGGCCAAUAUGGAAUCUAGAGAAAUGGAGCCCACUAAACAAGAAAUUUUCAGUGUGUUUCCAGAAGUUUCCAGAGGAGAGAGUACCUUACCCAGUGACAAAAGUGUGUGGCUUCCUUGGCAGGCAAGACUUGUAAGCAGAGAAGACACGGAUUUAGACCUUUUUUCCAUGACUAGUGGAAGUGCUUCGUCUGUGAAGAAAGAAAAAAAAAAUCAGGCCCACAGACACUCAAUGGGAUCUUCAAGUAAGUUGUGGUUUCCUUCAGAAUUAAUUUAGAAAUCACAAGUGAAUUGA
Molecule: messenger RNA, 5196 nt
Organism: Manis pentadactyla (Chinese pangolin)
Lineage: Eukaryota; Metazoa; Chordata; Mammalia; Pholidota; Manidae
Gene: LRRIQ1
Product: leucine rich repeats and IQ motif containing 1
Exons: 27
Molecular function (GO): protein binding
Source: RefSeq, a predicted model, not a curated record